AUGGCUCGAAUCAAGAUGUUGUACUUUUCAGCUCCAACGAGUUGUUCAGAAACCAAUAUAAAGCUUGGUGUAUCUAAUGGAUGGACAUACAGGGCAGAGGAACUUGAAGCGCAGAUGCAAAAGCUCCAUGAAGAACAUGCAUCCACCUUAUUGGAGAGAAGGGCUGCCGAUAAUGAUGAUGAAAUGAUUGAGGUAGAAGCAGCUGUGAAAGCAGCUAUCGCAGUAUUCAACGACCGUUGCAACAAUGCUGCAAUGAUUGCAGCUGCCAAAAGUGCAGCUCAGGCGGCAUCUUCUGCCAUUAAAGAACAAACAAAUUUACCAGUGAAGUUAGAUGAAUUUGGUAGAGAUAUGAACCUGCAGAAACGGAUGGAUAUGACACGGAGGGCUGAAGCACGCCAAUGUGGGAGAGCUCGAUUUGAGUCAAAGUGCUUGUCAUCCGUGGAUAUUGACAGUUCCAAUCAGAAAAUGGAAGGAGAAUCAAGUACUGAUGAAAGUGAUAGUGAGAGUUCUACAUACCAGUCAAACCGUGAAUUGGUGUUCCAGCAUGCUGAUGAGAUUUUCAGUGAUGCAUCUGAGGAAUAUUCCCAACUUUCAUUGGUUAAAGAAAGGUUUGAAAAAUGGAAGAGAGAGUAUUCAUCGAGCCAUCGUGAUGCUUACAUGUCCCUAAGUGCUCCCACAAUUUUGUCUCCGUUUGUAAGGUUGGAGCUCGUAAAGUGGGACCCACUACACGAGGAUGCUGAUUUCUCUAAUAUGAAAUGGCAUUCUUUACUAUUCAGUUAUAGUUUGCCAGAAGAUGGGAGAGAUUUUACCCCGGAUGAUGCUGAUGCGAACCUGGUUCCUACGCUGGUUGAAAAGGUUACACUUCCAAUUCUGCACCACGAAAUUGCUCAUUGCUGGGACAUGCUUAGUACAAGAGAAACAAAGAAUGCUGUUUCUGCGACAAGCUUGGUUGUCACCUAUGUUCCUACUUCCAGUGAGGCACUAGCAGAUUUACUACUUGCUAUUCGUACCUGUCUGGCUGAAGCUGUUUCUAACCUUACAGUCCUUGCAUGGAGCCCUCUUUUAAUGAAUGCUGUUCCCAAUGCAGCACGGAUUGCAGCAUACCGAUUUAGGAUGUCUGUUCGUUUGAUAAGAAAUAUCUGCUUGUGGAAAGAAAUCCUGGCAUUGCCAAUUCUAGAAGAGCUUGUCCUUGAUGAGAUUUUAUGUAGAAAUGUUUUUCCACAUGUUCGAAGCAUCACAUCAAAUGUUCAUGAUGCAAUCAUGAGAACCGAAAAAAUUGUUGCUUCUUUAUCUGGGGUCUGGUCUGGUUCAAGCAUCACUGGAAGCCGCAGCCGUAAGUUGCAACCAUUGGUUGAUUACAUGCUAUCAUUAUGAAAGACUCUGGAGAAGAAGCAUUUGGCUGGUGUGACCGAGGAUCUGAGUGCCUUGUACACAUACUUCCAAUACAAAUGA
Molecule: messenger RNA, 1452 nt
Organism: Pistacia vera
Lineage: Eukaryota; Viridiplantae; Streptophyta; Magnoliopsida; Sapindales; Anacardiaceae
Product: transcriptional repressor ILP1-like
Exons: 2
Biological process (GO): mRNA splicing, via spliceosome
Cellular component (GO): nucleus
Molecular function (GO): DNA binding
Source: RefSeq, a predicted model, not a curated record